Messenger RNA from Cyclopterus lumpus (lumpfish), 5347 nucleotides. RefSeq names its product synaptotagmin-like 2a (gene sytl2a). Gene Ontology annotation, molecular function: small GTPase binding; neurexin family protein binding. Lineage: Eukaryota; Metazoa; Chordata; Actinopteri; Perciformes; Cyclopteridae. Gene Ontology annotation, cellular component: plasma membrane; exocytic vesicle. The record is from RefSeq and is a predicted model, not a curated record. Gene Ontology annotation, biological process: intracellular protein transport; exocytosis. Bases 459 to 4994 code for a protein of 1511 amino acids. The transcript is spliced from 20 exons.
GGGGUCUGCAGCAUCUCCCAGAGGCAGAAGCUCCGGACCCAGUUGCAGGUUGGUUUUCACCCAGCGAGGAGCAACGUCGAGAGGUCUCUCUCCAGUGGGCAGACAUGGGUUAGAACAUGCAGCCCGCCUCCCAAAGAGGUUGUCUUCUCUUAAAGGAAAAGCAGCAGCUCGGCUGUCUGUAACUUGCAUUCAACUUGAACACAAACUCAAGGAUCAAUACAGGUUCAAACUGGUCUAGAAAGGGUCAAACACGGCUGCAGAAAAGAAGCCCUGCUGAAGCCCAACAUAGCCAACAAUAAGGAGCACUCCUCUUAUACAAUAAAGCACAGAUCACACAUGACCACUCCCACUGACUUGAAGAACAGGACACGAUCUUUGUGAGCUUCAAGCAGAACCGUAUGAAGCUUUGAUCAUGCUCAGCCUCUAGACACUAAAGCUGAGGAGCGGCAGCAGUCACCAUGAUCGACCUGAGUUUCCUGACGGAGGAGGAGCAGGAGACCAUCCGAACCGUGUUGAAAAGAGACGCUAAGCUGAAGAAGGCUGAGGAGCAGCGUGUCCAGAACCUCCAGAAGACGGUGAGUGACGAGGGCCGGCUGAAGUACAUGACUGGAGAAUGGUUCUACGAGACCAAGCAGCUGCGACAUCAGGAUCGCAUCCAUGGCUCCGAGAUCAUCAGGGCCUCCAUGAGACACUCAUAUAAACCACUGACGAUAUUGGAGCUCUCCCAGAUAUUGCCUGAGAAGCCCAGUUUUGUCAGCAGUGAGAACAAAGAAGUGUUCGUCCCACCUGCACUCAGUGGAAUCCUUCAGCAGCCCCAUACGCAGCUCAGCGCUGGAAGGUAUGAAAACCAGAAGCCACGUGAAACACCACAAGAUGCACAUAAACCAGUUUUACAGUCACCCACAAAGCAAAGACAAAAUCCAUUCAACAGUGACGUGAUUGCGAGUCACAGUUUUGAAAACAAGGACAGACAGUUAUUGGACGUAGCAGUGGAUCAAACCCUGACACAGAACAAGGAGCCUUUACCAUCAUCUGAUAGCUGCAUUUCUUAUGCAAGUAACCUUAAACAAGAACCUAAUGAUAGCCCGAUCACCCAGAAUGCAUCUAUGCCCAUGCCAAUGCCUGUAAACAUCAGCAGUUCUCAUGACUCCUUUGUGGAGGAAGACAGGCCAGGAGGUCAGCAGACUAACUCGACUGCUCCGCGGGGCAUCCUCAAGCACUUGUCCACUUCUAGCAACACAGACUCCUUGUUCUCUUGCCUGGACUUGCAGAGUCCAGUUAGCCUUGAUUCUCCCACUCCCACUGAGAGCUGGAUAGACAGGAAGCAGGUGCGGUUCAGCUCCAAAGCCGGUCAGAGUGGAGUGGAGUGGCAAGAUGGGAUGGAACUGGGAGAGAACGGUUUACUGGACGUCAACCCCAUCACUCCUUCUGAGGCGGAAAAUAAUAAUGAUCUUGAGGAUACUGGCAGGGCCCCUGUUGGUAUACGUGGGCCUGUAUUCAAUCAGAGUAAGGUGGAUUCACAGGAAGGUGAACUCAAUGGCAAAUAUGAGUCAAACCUCCAAGAGCAGGAGGCUGGCGAACACCUUGGUGAUGUCUCGGAGCACUUUCAUCCAGAUAUCCUAAGCCUUCCAAUGUCUGGACUCAUUUCUGAUGACCAGGAGUCAGGUAAGCUGGAGACAGAGUCUGAAGAGGACCGUCACUCUCAGACUACCUCCACAGGUCGGCCAACUGGACACGACAUUCAUCACCAAAAACUGCCUGAAGAAAGAACUGAGGUCUCUUUUGAGGCCCCCUCAAAUGCCAAGCCGUUUAAGGGUGGCUCAGAGGGAUCAGCUGAUGCUGUUUCACCAAAGCCUCAACAAAGACUGCUUGGAAUUUUUAAAAGAGAGAAAGAGAAAACUGCUGAAGUCCAGAGUCCAGUACAGAGUCCACAAAAAGAAGAGGUGAAGAUACCUGAGCAGAAAGAACCAGAUAACACCCAGAAUCUCUCUCAAGGGGCGGCAGAUAGGACCACGGACAAACCUGCAAGUGUCAAACAAGAAGCUAAACCCUCUGAGAUGACAGAGGUCAGAACACUACAAUUUACGUCACUGCAGAAUACACCGUUUAAAGAAACGGUGACCUUAGUAGAUAAAGACACUCAACAGGGGGCAACAGAAGAUAGAGUGGUUCAGCUUCCAGAGAGACUAUCCAAUCUGAAAGCUUUCUGGGAGAGAGAAAACAGUGGUCCCAAAAUAAUAUUUACCAAAGAAGAGACCAGCCGAAAAGACAUCUCCAAGAGUGGAGUAGAAGCUCCACAUGGCUGCCAGACUAACUCUGAUGUGGUAAGCAUAAACAAAAAUCUCUCAACUCAAAUGGAAAUGACAAUUGAGGACACUGAUGUCAGGUCACCACUGACUGACUGUAGCUUCUUUGUAAAUGUAUCUCAAGAAGAUGGCACUUAUAGAGCUAAUCCAGUCCUCAUAUAUGAAGAGACAGAUGACUCUUUAACAGGUUCAGUGAUAGAGUCACAGAUUUCUGAGCCACAGGGUAACGUCAUCAUUCCUGUACCUUCCUGUGUAGCCUUCAACACUCAAAAGCGAGAGAAGGAUACUCCAGUUUCCCUUCCCAGGCAGUCCAGUUCCAGUCAUCAAAGCGACAGGCCAGCCAAGAUCAGUGAGGCAAAACAUUUCUGGGAAAGAGAGUACACAGGACCCAGGGUAAUCGCUGCAAGAGUCAAGGAAGCCUCACACAGUUCAAUACUCAGUAACAAAGAGGUUUCUCCACAGUCUGAUCUGAGAACAUUGGAUAAGAGAGAGAAGUCUGAGGAAGAGGCACAGGUGUCUCUGUACAAAACCAAGUCUAACGUUGUCUUGAAACCAUCAAAAGUGACAGACAAAUGUUUUGUCAGUUCUGGUAGUACUGGCGUACAGUCAGCAUGUCACCAAUAUCAAGUCAAGGCUGAUAAUGAGUAUCAAGAAAGGCCCCUCAGUCCUAGACGAUCCCAAACUCCAAGAUCAAAAGACCAGGAUGACGAAGUCAGGAGGAGUCCAUCUAAGACCUGCCAUCCAAGGGUUCUGCCAAGAGAAUCCUCCAGUCCUAAGAGAUCCAAGCUGGAAGGCCCCCCCUUAAAAACUUUUCCAAUAGACAUAGACCCCCAAGCUAAGGUCGUUGAAGAGCAACAAUGGAAGCCAACACCAGUUCCAAGACAGAAGAAGAGUCCCGCACAUGAGGCAAAGCAGACAGUGCUGACUGACACUAAACCUAGCAUAAGUAUCACCCUUCAUCCUCUCCUUUCACAUCUAGAGGACACAGGGGCUUACCUUGGUAAUGUGACGACACAACAAAGUAGUUCAAGCUCCUCUACUUCACCACAAUCCAAAAAAGCCUCAAAGAAGAAGUUGAUUAGCUUUCCACGCCUCGCCAGAUCUUUCAUCCCUGAGGAUUAUCAGCACUACCUUGGGCCGAAGGAGAAGUCCCAUGUCCCUCUUUUUCACAAAGAAAGAGCUGUUGUGGCAGAUAAUUAUGCCUUACACACGCCGCAAAAUGCCCCCAGAGACUUGGUGGGAAACCAGAGUGACAGUCCCACUGAGGGGAAUCCUUGCAGCAUCAAUUCUUGGACUGUACAAAAUAAGGAUGGAAACUCCAGCCAAAACACAACGACCAGGGCCUGGUCUUUGUCUCGGGCAAGUUCAGGCAGUUAUGAUGACAGUUCUAGUCCCAUCUUUUCAGCCCUUAAACGAUUGUCUUCAAGGAGCACAUCUUCAUCCAAGAGCCUGGAGAACCUCACAUCACAAACUAGAGAAGAGAGGACUCAAAAAACCUCCAGAGAACAGAUGAAUCAAAGUGUGGAUAAUGCCUCUACUCUCUCCAGCUCAAAGCAGAUGAAAUCCAGUGUGUCCAUGACUGUUCUUCAGCAGGACGAGGAUGAAAGUGACAGCACUUUGGAGACCAACUUGGGCUGGAGAAGGAACACGGGCAGCUCCACAUCCAACUUAAGUCUCUCCUCGGGAUUGGCCUCCAUAUCGUCUGUCAGUGGCAGCAUCAGCAGCCUUUACUUUGGAGACAUUGAAGUCCAGGGAAGCAUCCAGUUAGCUGUGAACUACAUACAGAAGCUUGGAGAGUUUCACAUAUUUGUGGUGCACUGCAGGGAUUUGGCCGUGGCCGACAUGAAGAAUAACUGCUCUGACCCGUAUGUGAAAUGUUACCUUCUCUCUGAAAAGACAAAGUUGGGAAAGAGAAAAACCACUGUAAAAAAGAAAACUUUGAACCCCACCUACAAUGAAAUCCUCAGGUUUAAAAUCAUAAUGGAAGUGUUGAAAACUCAGUCUUUGAACAUCUCGGUGUGGCAAAACAACACUUUUGGGCGGAAUAGUUUCCUGGGCGAGGUGGACCUGGAUAUGUCUGAGUGGGACUUCAGCAACACACACAUAAAUGAAUACGCACUGAAGGCCAGGUUCUCAGGACAAAGUCCAACAGCGUCUCCCUCACAUCUGAUGGACAGCAGAGGACAAAUGAGAGUCGCCCUGAGAUUCCUGCCGCAGACAUCCCGCAGUAAGAGAACAUCUAGGAUGGAGACUGGUGAGGUACAAAUUUGGGUGAAAGACUGCAAGAAUCUUCCUCCAGUCAGAGGAGUUUUUAUCGACCCGUUUGUGAAAUGCACCGUGCUUCCUGACACGAGUCGGAAAAGCCGACAGAAGACACGGGUGGUGAAGAGGACGGCCAACCCAAUGUUCAACCACACCAUGGUGUACGAUGGCUUCCGAUCAGAGGACCUCAGAGAGGCCUGUGUGGAGAUAACAGUGUGGGACCAUGACCGACUGAGCAGCCAUUACAUUGGUGGCCUGAGGCUUGGUUUAGGGACAGGGAAGAGUUACGGGGUGGAAGUGGCCUGGAUGGAUUCAACAACAGAUGAAGCUCAUUUAUGGCAGAGGAUGUUACAGUCUGAUGGUGAAUGGGUGGAAGAUGCUUUACCUCUGAGAACGUUGGUAAUGGCAAAAAGCAUGUCAAAGUGAGAUUGUACACAAAGUGUACAAACUUUAUGGGAGCACACUGCAUGCCCAUUUGGAUAAAUCUAUUAACUAUAGUCUACACUGAGUGGAAGCAGCUGUCUGAGUGAACAAUGUGUAUGGAUAUGUAUAAUUGAAGAUCAUGUAUGAUAAGUAAAUACACACAAGGUACUUUAAUUUGUUUAGCCAAAACCACGUGUUAAAUUUGUCAAUUUAAAAAUAGUUAAUUAUUUAUAAUACAAUGUAAGUUAUGCAACAUAUAAAUUGUUUUGAUCUGAGCACUAAUUAGUUGUAUACAGUGUUGUUCAAGCUAUCCUAUCUUCAAUAAACAGUAUAUUAAUGGGACUUGUGAUUUUGUG